Molecule: messenger RNA, 595 nt
Organism: Cuscuta epithymum
Lineage: Eukaryota; Viridiplantae; Streptophyta; Magnoliopsida; Solanales; Convolvulaceae
Source: the annotation of a GenBank genome assembly
AGUCAUGGUUGCCCCCAAGAAGACUAAGAAGACCCAUGAGAGCAUUAACAACAGGCUUGCUCUGGUCAUGAAGAGUGGAAAAUACACUUUGGGAUACAAAACCGUUCUCAAGUCUCUCAGAAGCUCUAAAGGAAAGCUGAUAAUAAUUUCCAACAACUGCCCUCCUCUUAGAAAGUCUGAGAUAGAGUAUUACGCUAUGUUGGCAAAGGUUGGAGUUCACCAUUACAAUGGAAACAAUGUUGACCUGGGAACUGCAUGUGGCAAGUAUUACAGAGUGUGUUGCCUCAGCAUUAUUGAUCCUGGUGAUUCUGACAUUAUUAAGAGCAUGCCAACUGACCAGUAAGAAAGAUGUAGGCGUCUAAUUGCUGGCCUGGAUUAUUUUCUUCCUUCCAUGACAUCUUUCUGUUUUUGUUGUGUUAAAGUUUCAAAAUAUGACUGUUGUUUUUAUCCUUUUUCUACAAUCUUCGUUGUUGACAUUAUUCCUUGUAAGGUUUUGCCGUUGAUUACUUGAUUUUAUAUUAUGAUGAUUAAUGUUAAUUUUGUGGUGCAUUGUUGGUUUUGUUUGGUUGUACAAGCUUUGCAUUUAUCUAUGCUG